AUUAUUUAGUUAUUAAGAAUGGCCAAUAAUCACACAGUCACGAGGGUCCUUCAAGUACAUGAGGAGGCAGCGCCAGCAGUGCAUAUACCCGUUUUGGUGGGUAAUGAGGUGUUUGUGAUUGUACAGCAGGACAUCAGACGGACGGAGGAUAUACGUCAAUUGAGCUACAAUCAAGUGCUUCCCAUUCAACCCAAUCAUCCCAUUUUUCCCAUUUUCAAUCAACUUAAUGGUAAUGUUUUUGGCAGUAGCGCACCAGCUAAUCAGCUUUCCGCCCUGCAAGCUUUACUUUUGGCCAGCCAGGCCCAGAAUACUUCCACUUUUCCAACUAGUCCACCUUGUCAGGACGUUGAAAUGCAAUCGAAUCCCUUGAAAAUGGUGGCAGACGUAUCUAACCAACUGCUUUGGUCCAAGCAGCCCAACUCCAAUUCACCUUAUCUGAUCAAUUACAGCACUUCAACGUCGACCACUGGACUCCGAGGCUUCAAACCGAUCAAGCGUAUCCCGAAGCGGAGUGCAGUUAAAAGAGAUGGUAGUUGCCAAACGUGGGUAAAGUCUACUGCAACGGACACAGGGUCACAAACCACCCCGCCGCCAACUACCACGGUGGAAAUAAAGGAUGUAAAACAAACUCAAUCCAAGGGAUGCCUGCCGUCCAGUCCCAACACACAACUGCAGGAGAAAAAAUCUGAGAAAUCUAUGCCCAAGCGACCCAGCUUAUGCAAAGUCAAAUCCAAAUCC
Molecule: messenger RNA, 738 nt
Organism: Drosophila navojoa
Lineage: Eukaryota; Metazoa; Arthropoda; Insecta; Diptera; Drosophilidae
Gene: Mst89B
Product: Mst89B
Source: RefSeq, a predicted model, not a curated record